AAAUCGCAUACGGUUUUCACCAAUUUAAACUAAAAGCGCUGUUUUAGCGGAGCGCUUUUUAAGGCCUCGAAUACGAACAAUCGGUAAAGGACAGGUAUUUCCGUUAAUACUGAAACAUGAGGCAGCAUCUCAAACCUUCCUUCAAUUCCACGAAAAAUCUUUUUCCCUUUUCCCCAAAAUUAAAAUUAAAUAAAUAAAUCACAUAAACUCAGUUGAGAAAUCCCAAAUCUGAAAUCUCACUCCAACUGAGAACACAAAUUUCAAGUAAUUCAAAUUUUUCUUUUUUUUCUCUCACACAAAAAAUGGCCACCCAAUUUCACACACUCUGGAGCUCACGCGCCGCCGCGCCGCUCAUCCACCGCCGCCAAUUGAAGAGCCCAUUCCCCCAUUUCAGUAAAGAGACGCGAUUCCUCUCCAAACAGCUCCUGAGGAAUUACAAUUGCAACGUUCCCGUAAGAAUUUCGAGAAUCAGCGCCGCCGCCGCCGGCGAUGGGGGCCGGGACUCGUACUUGGAUAUGUGGCAGAACGCGGUGGAUCGCGAGAAGAAGUCUGUCGAUUUCGAAAGGAUGGCGGAGAACCCCGUAGAAUCCGGCGGAAAGGAGGAGAGCGACGAGGAAUUGGAGCGGAGGAAUCGCGAAUUCCAGAACCUUCUACAGGUUCCUCCCGAGGAAAGAGAUAGGGUUCAACGAAUGCAGGUCAUCGAUCGAGCUGCGGCGGCGAUUGCAGCUGCGAGAGCGUUGGUGAAGGAGAAUUCUCAGCCGGGGGUGGAGGUUUCCGGCGAAGGGACGGCUAAAACUGGCGGCGGAAAGAUUGACGAUCAACGAGAGGGUAGCUCGGGUGUAGGAACACCGGGUCCAAGUUUCUGGACGUGGACCCCACCACCAAGCGAAGAUAUUUUCGUCGAAAACAAAAUGAAGCCAGCUGCACAAAUUUCUCCACCUGCACCACAAGUGCUCGAACAAGAUCGAAGUUUAGAUAUUCUAUCGAUCCCGUUCGAAACAUCAACUCUUCAAAAGACGAACAAGAUUUCCCUUCCUCCACUUCAGUCCCUUUUGAAUGUAGAGGAAGAACACGAAAACGAGCUUGGAGUUCAGUUUUCGGCACAUGCAGCUGAAGCGGCCGAUGCACUGAGUGAAAUGACCGAAACGCCCUUGUGGGGAGUGAAUCCCGAUGGGUCGAGGUGGUGGAAAGAGACUGGGGUUGAAAGAAGGUCCGAUGGGGUUGUUUGUAAAUGGACUUUGACGAGGGGCGUAAGUGCAGACGAAGCUACUGAGUGGGAAAACAAAUAUUGGGAAGCUGCAGAUGAGUUUGGGUAUAAAGAACUCGGUUCGGAGAAAUCCGGGCGUGAUUCUUUGGGGAGUGUUUGGCGUGAGUAUUGGAGAGAAUCCAUGAUGCAGAUUGAGGGGCUUGUGCAUUUUGAGAAAACGGCGGACAAGUGGGGAAAAAAUCUGCAAGGGGAUGAGUGGCACGAGAAGUGGUGGGAGCAUUACGAUGCUUCGGGCCGGGCCGAUAAGUGGGCCCACAAGUGGUGCAGUAUCGAUCCGGAGACUCCUUUAGAGGAUGGCCAUGCUCACAUUUGGCACGAGAGGUGGGGUGAGAAGUACGACGGGCACGGGGGGAGCACAAAGUACACGGACAAAUGGGCGGAGCGCUUCGAGGGCGAUGGAUGGUCCAAAUGGGGCGAUAAAUGGGACGAGAAUUUCGAUCCAAACGGGCUUGGUGUGAAGCAAGGGGAGAAAUGGUGGGAAGGGAAAAAUGGGGCCCGUUGGAACCGGACAUGGGGCGAGGGCCACAACGGGUCGGGUUGGAUCCACAAGUACGGAAAAAGCAGCUGCGGUGAGCAUUGGGAUACUCAUGUUGAACAAGAGACUUGGUAUGAGAGGUUCCCACAUUUCGGUUUCUACCAUUGCUUUGAGAACUCGGUUCAACUACGUGAAGUCGAAAAACCAUCCGAAUAAUCGCAUACAUGUAUAGUAGUGUAUGUAUGAAUUGGAAGUUUGAUAUAAGUAUUUGAGUAAGAAUAGGUGGUGUUUGGCUUCUUUGACGUUGGAGAAAUAAAAUCCUUUUGUUUUCUAUUA
Erythranthe guttata (spotted monkey flower) is the source of this 2078-nucleotide messenger RNA. RefSeq names its product protein LIKE EARLY STARVATION, chloroplastic. Gene Ontology annotation, biological process: regulation of starch metabolic process; starch metabolic process. The record is from RefSeq and is a predicted model, not a curated record. Gene Ontology annotation, cellular component: starch grain; chloroplast stroma. Gene Ontology annotation, molecular function: starch binding. Lineage: Eukaryota; Viridiplantae; Streptophyta; Magnoliopsida; Lamiales; Phrymaceae.